This is a messenger RNA of Sporothrix schenckii 1099-18, 2220 nucleotides long. RefSeq names its product serine/threonineeeee-protein kinase ppk6. The record is from RefSeq and is a predicted model, not a curated record. NCBI's taxonomy places the organism in Eukaryota, Fungi, Ascomycota, Sordariomycetes, Ophiostomatales, Ophiostomataceae. The transcript has a single exon. The coding region runs from base 1 to 2220 and encodes 739 amino acids.
AUGUCUGCGGACCUCUUUGCCCAGUUUGGCCCGUUCUCCGGCGGCAAUCCCCCGGCAAACCAGCAGCAGGGUCAAGGCCAGACGCAGGCGCAGACGCAGACGCACACUGGCCCAGCGGCCCAGAAAUCCGAUGACCCGUUUGCCUUGCUCAGCACGGCGUUUUCGCAGCCAUCUUCGUCACCAGUACCGCAACAACAACCACAAGCACCCGUCUCCCAAUCCAAUACACCGCGGCCGCAGCAAUGGUCUUUUGGAGCACCACUGCAGCCGACCCAGCCGGCAUUAAACUGGGGCAGCAGUGGCGCGGGCGCGUGGGGUGCGCCGGUAACCUCAGGAGCUCCGGCAGGUGAGGACGACGAGGAUGACGAUACCUGGGGUGACUUUGAGGAAGCUUCGACAGCAACAGAAGCAGGUCCACCACCGGUGGUAGCCCCGCCGACGUAUCAGGCAAGCCAGCCAGCUGCUCCUCCGUCCCAGCCCCAGGAACCGGCACGAACGCGUAUCGUCCGGGCGUCGACAAUGGACCUCAUCUCAAAUACACUCGUUAAUUUCGGCGAUGCGCCAGUUACCAAGUCUCAACCGCCCGUAGCAGAACCGGCUACAAGUCCGCAGCCUCCGCCGCGUGAUCCUUGGCGGAACCCCGUCCCGGUGCCCGCGCCAAAGGCGAAGCCGAAGCCAAACAAACUGGCCGAUCCGAAUGUCUUGUUCGAUGCUGACGACUUUGAUGUGGAUGCUAGUUUUGAUAGUGAUGAGGAUUAUGAGGAUGAUGAAUUUGGAGACUUUGAAACGGGUCAUGCCUCGCCACCGCGGCCAGCAAUGGCCACCUCAAGCCAUUUCUCGUCUCGCCCACCCGCUUCAUCACGAUCUUCAGCUACGCAACAAGCAGCGACACCAGCUUCAGGUACGGCACUCGUCGAUCUCUUGUCUCUGGACGAACCUGGACCUGCUGUGAUGUCAUCUUCGCUCCCUGUUUCUCAGCCGCACGGCACGUCUACACAAAACCGAUCAGCUGCCAACCUUUUAUCACCACUCAGCUUUGGUAGCACGUCCAUGACAGCUCAAGCCAACCCACAAGCACCCAAAUCACCUUCUUUUCAAGAGCGAAACCCCUUCCCUGGCCUCGCCGUUACAACUCCCGUCUCGGCUGAGUUUCCUUCGGAAACGGUCAAGAAUCGCACACCAUCGCCUGUGACCGCCUGGCCGAGCUUGGACGCACCUGCGACCUCAGCAGCGGCCAGAAAAAAGAGUGCUCCGCCGCCAACAGAAGACGCCGAUUGGGAUGCUUGGGGCGUUGAAGGCCCUGCACCUUCACAAGCAGAGCCCGGUCAAACGAAGAAGCUACCGGCUCCGACAAAAACACAGCCAAAGCCCCAAACGAAGAAGACGACCGCGGUUCCUAAGCCAACGCCAGUGACGUCCGAUUGGGAUUGGGAUGCUGAGGAGCCAACCCAAGAACCUGACCCGACAACAUCGACAGCACAGCUUCCACCGGCCAUUGCCAAUGCCGCAGCACCCAGUACGAUAUCCGAUAAGACGCCACCGCCGACGAACGUUCCUCCGCCAUCCGUGCUGCUUUCCUUAUUCCCAACACUGAUGGCUCUCCCGGAUGAGGCACUAUUUAAGCCAAUAUCUGCACAGCCAGUGGAGAUUCGAAACCGCGUUAUAGGCGACCCUAAGACCAUCGCCUUCCUGCGCAACUACCUGCAAAUUAUUGUCGUAGCUGGCCGUGUCGUUGCUGGCCGGAAACAGCGCUGGCACCGCGACAAGUUUCUCUCCCAGAGCAUGUCCAUCUCAGCUGCAGGCAGCAGCAAAGGUGGCGGCAUGAAGCUCGCUGGCCUGGACAAGGCACAGGGCCAGCGCGAAGAUCGCGAGGCUGCUGAUGUAGUUGCUGCUUGGCGCCGCCACGUCGGCAAGCUGCGCAGUACCGUGGCCACGGCCAAUGCGGCCCUGGUAGCGGCCGAGGCGGCCGAUCAUAAACAUUACCCUCCUCUCAAGAUCCCGGAGCUGCAGAGUGCCACCAUCCCUGUUACCAUCGCCAAAAAGGUGCCCACGUCCACCAAGCCGUGUGUCAUCUGCGGUCUCAAGCGCGAUGAGCGCGUGCGUGGUAUCGAUGGCGACGAUGUCGAUGAUAUUUUCAGCGAAUGGUGGGUGGAGCACUGGGGCCAUCGCGUGUGUAAGAACUUUUGGGCAGAACACGAGGCUGCACUACGUUCACGGUAG